AAGGAUGGUAAUUGUUCUUUGUGCCGCCAGCCGCUCUUUGGUAGGCUCUAAUGUGUGAAUAGUUGAUUGAAGGUAGCGAUCGCUGCCAGUGCAAAUCGAUCGAUCAAAUCGUCAAUGCUCGUCGGUUCUACUAGACAUGAGUGCCCUACUACAGCUGAGGCCUCCGCAAAAAUUGAGCCAUUAACAAUCUGUGAAGUGUGUGCGGUGCAUUUUGCGAUGAAAAGGCAUGGAAAGGAAAUCGUCCGAUCGCAGGUGGGAAAACAGAAUGAACAUUACCGAGCUCGUUACCAUCGUUGCUGUUGGUGGCCGGUGGGUUGUUGAUGUUGUUUAUUAGUUUUGUUGCGCCUAAUCUAACACACUGCGCUCAAUCAAUCGAAGAUUUUUGCCUCGAGGAAAGUCCCUCCCACUACCUGGAGCCAGAAGUAGCCGCAUCCAAAUCCGGCUCCGGCUUUCAAGGCCGACUACAACGACGACGACGACGACGACCGACCAGACGCUCCACCGGUGAGGCCAACGACAUUGGCGCAUCAGUCAAUAGACAAAGACGACCAUCUACGACCACCGACGCUCACAGGACAGCAUACCACGGGAUGGGAUUGCACAAAAACUAUUUCAAAGUAGGACAAAAUGCCAGUAAUCAGCUGUUCGGCCUGCCACCACGUAGCCCAAAUGGCCCUACGCCGCUAUCGAUGCUUAUAUCGCAGGGAGCGAAGUUCAACAACAAUCGCAUAGCAGUAAUUAUAUUCGGGAUAGCAACCCUCAUAGCUGGUGUGAUAUUAUCUUCGGUUCCUUGGCUAAAUAUUUUUAUUAUGAAGAAUCUAAGACUAUGGAACGGCACGAUAAGCUUCCACUACUGGCAACGGCCAGGCGUCACUAGGUUAACUAAGGUGUAUAUUUUUAACGUAACCAAUCCGGAGGGCUUCCUCGCCGGUGAAAAGCCAAAACUAGUUGAAGUAGGACCAUUCGUUUAUAGAGAAGAUAUGGAAAAGGUGAAUAUCAAGUUCCAUGACAACUACACUGUAACAUAUCAGCACAAGAAAAUCUUACAAUUUGUUCCUGAGCUAAGCGUAGAUAAGAACCAACGAAUAACGACACCAAAUAUCCCACUGCUGACAAUCUCCACCCAGAGCAAGCAUUUGGGCUACUUCCUGGCAAAGACCAUAUCGCUGGGCCUGACGGCCACCAAGUACAAGCCGUUCAUCUCACUGACUGCCGACGAGCUGGUAUUUGGAUACGACGACACACUUGUGAGCCUCGCGCAUCGAUUCUACCCCCGAAAUCGACGCCCAAUGUCCAAGAUGGGCCUCCUGAACGGGCGAAACGGUACCCUGCCCGAGUAUGCCACCAUGUACACCGGUCACACGGGGAUGGAGAAGUUCGGAUACUUUGACAAGCUGAACGGGUUGAAUCACCUACCGCACUGGGACCAGGAACCCUGCUCCAGCAUCGAGGCCUCGGAGGGUUCGUUUUUUCCACCGCGAGAGGUCACCAACUCGGACGUGGUAUACAUCUACGAUAAGGAUCUCUGCCGAUCGCUGCCACUGGUCCAUCGGCAUCCCGUCGAGAAGGAUGGCAUCCCAGCAGAUCUCUACACACUAGCGGAGGAUGCUUACGGACCACCAAAUGGAAACAAUUCUUGCUACGAGCACACGGACUACAAACCAUACAGGGGUCUGCAGAAUAUCAGCCCGUGCCAAUACGGGGCUCCCGUAUACAUUUCCAAUCCACAUUUCUACCAAUCGGAUCCACAACUGCUGAACGCUGUUGAGGGGCUCAAACCACAACGAGAGAUUCACGAAACGUUUUUCAAAAUUCAGCCUAAACUCGGAGUACCACUGGAGGGACAAGUGAGAGUCCAGCUCAAUCUACUAGUCGAAGAAGCACCAAAUGUGAUGGCGACCAAAAAUUUCAGAGACUUCGUCUUCCCAAUCAUGUGGCUGGAGGAGGGCGUCAGCGAGCUAACGCCCCCGAUCCGGCGGUGGAUCUACCUAGCCACGGUAUUUGCUCCGAUGGCUCUACCGAUCGUGUCCUACGGGAUGAUCCUCACCGGAACCUUUGCGUUGAUCUACGUGUUCGUGCGAGCUUACAAGAAUUUCGUGUUCACAUCCGAUCCGACGACAGAAUUCCUGGAAAUGGGCCGCCGAUCACUUCGACGGGGUAGCAGCAUGAUCAUCAACGGCCAGCAUCGGAUACUGAUGCAGCGGGAUAGUUACAUCCUGCUGAAGGCCAGUGAAGAUGCCAAUCUCUACCACCACACGGGCAAUAGCAAUAAUCACAACAACAACAAUGUCAGUAGUCAUCACAAUCACAACCUGUUCCAUCUUCCCCACCUGCCUCACAUCCCCCACCACAUCCCCACUCAACCCAAGGACCAAAGUCUGCUGAGCGAGGAGGACUCACCCGCUUAGAUUAGAUUCAUUUCGUCGUCGUACCAAGCCAAGGGACUCGUGUACCUUAUUGUCAUCACUUAGGGUUUUUUUUUUUCUCUAGCAAAUAGGCAACAUCAUGCUAAUCAUUUACGGGCGAAUUUUUCUCCGUCCACUUAACGAUAAAUGAACCGGUGAUAGAGACUGUGUUUUUACUAUAUUUUUAAUGAUUCCAUUUGACCCAGAACAAAAUCUUAUGAUCAGACUCAGUCAACUUUCGUUCAACUAUCCCAGUUGCUCAAUCCAAAUGAAGAUUGCUCAAAUUAACUAGGCGCAAUGAAUAGCAAAUGAUGAACUAAAAAAACCAGAUUUUAAACUAAGCAGCAAAAAGAAGGACAUUUUAAGUUACGUUAAGUCAUUUAUACAUUUCCAGCGAUAAGCAUUCUUCCCACGUUGUGUACAUAAGCCUUAACUGAUGCCGUUUCAUGUAUAUGUAGUAAGUUAAAGUAGAAAAUAAUGAAAUUUUAUGAAGAUUGUUCGAACUGUUUUACUGUAAAUACAUUUUUUGUACAUACAUUUUUCAACACAAAAAAGAA
This is a messenger RNA of Ochlerotatus camptorhynchus, 2962 nucleotides long. RefSeq names its product debris buster (gene dsb). The record is from RefSeq and is a predicted model, not a curated record. Gene Ontology annotation, cellular component: cytoplasm; membrane. Bases 321 to 2408 code for a protein of 695 amino acids. The transcript has 11 exons. NCBI's taxonomy places the organism in Eukaryota, Metazoa, Arthropoda, Insecta, Diptera, Culicidae. Gene Ontology annotation, molecular function: scavenger receptor activity.